Molecule: messenger RNA, 994 nt
Organism: Tinamus guttatus (white-throated tinamou)
Lineage: Eukaryota; Metazoa; Chordata; Aves; Tinamiformes; Tinamidae
Gene: SLC39A3
Product: solute carrier family 39 member 3
Biological process (GO): zinc ion transmembrane transport
Cellular component (GO): plasma membrane
Molecular function (GO): zinc ion transmembrane transporter activity
Source: RefSeq, a predicted model, not a curated record
GCCAUGAAGAUCCUGGUAGCCAAAGUGCUGUGUCUGCUGGGCGUCUGCGUGCUCAUGCUGCUCGGGUCCCUCCUGCCCGUCAAGAUCAUCGAGGCGGAUUACGAGAAAGCUCAUCGCUCCAGGAGGGUCAUUGCCCUCUGCAAUUCCUUCGGAGGAGGGGUUUUCCUGGCCACCUGCUUCAACGCCUUGCUGCCCGCUGUGAGAGACAAGCUCAGUGACGUUCUCAGUCAGGGGAAUGUGACCACGGACUACCCCGUGGCCGAGACCAUCAUGAUGGUUGGCUUCUUCAUGACGGUCUUCAUUGAGCAGCUCGUCCUGACCUUCCAGAAGGAAAAACCCUCCUUCAUCGACCUGGAGACCUUCAACGCCGGCUCGGAUGUCGGGAGCGACUCCGAGUACGAGAGCCCCUUCCUGGCGUCCUCCCGCGGGCGCGCGCUGUGCGGCCAGCAGGGCCACCAGCCCCACGGCCACGGCCUGAGCGUGCGGGAGCUGUCGCGGGCCGGUCCCCUGCGGCUCUUCAGCCUCGUGUUCGCCCUGUCCGCGCACUCCAUCUUCGAGGGCCUGGCCCUGGGCUUGCAGGAGGAAGGGGGCAAAGUCGUGAGCUUGUUCCUGGGCGUCGCUGUGCACGAGACGCUCGUGGCCGUGGCGCUGGGGAUCAGCAUGGCCAAGAGCUCAUUGACAAUGAGGGACGCUGCCAAGGUCGCCGUGACCGUGAGCCUCAUGAUUCCCCUGGGCAUCAGCAUCGGGAUGGGCAUCGAGAGCGCCCAGAACGUGGCCAGCAAUGUCGCUUCAGUGCUGCUGCAGGGCAUCGCAGGGGGCACCUUCCUGUUCGUCACCUUCUUUGAGAUCCUUGCGAAGGAGCUGGAAGACAAGAGCGAUCGGCUCCUGAAGGUCCUUUUCCUGGUGCUGGGCUACACGGCCCUGGCCGGGCUGGUCUUCUUCAAAUGGUGAGCGCAGAAGUGAUGGAAAGGAAACCUUUCCUCGUCCCCUUGCG